Messenger RNA from Esox lucius (northern pike), 6043 nucleotides. RefSeq names its product myotubularin related protein 9 (gene mtmr9). NCBI's taxonomy places the organism in Eukaryota, Metazoa, Chordata, Actinopteri, Esociformes, Esocidae. Gene Ontology annotation, biological process: negative regulation of autophagy. Bases 266 to 1924 code for a protein of 552 amino acids. The record is from RefSeq and is a predicted model, not a curated record. The transcript has 11 exons.
AACUGGAGGGAUGACUGCGCUUUCACUGACUAGAUUACAAAUGUCAACGAACGAUUUCUCCAUUUAGAAUUACAGUUGUUAUGUUAAAUACAUAUGAAUCAUCAUCUAUUGUGUUCGUGGUUUAGAAAUAGUUUUAACUUGAUAGGAACCUUUAAUCACUGGUCUCUUAAUCAGGUCGAUGUGUUUUUGUAAUCGCACUCCAUUCUCACUCAACCAACCUGUAUAAACAUCAGUCCAGUCAAGACAUUGGGCCAUAUUUGAGGGAAUGGAGUUUGCUGAGCUGAUUAAGACCCCCAGAGUGGAUGGGGUAGUGUUGAGGCGGCCCUUCCAGCCCACUGUGGAGGGAACUCUGUGUCUGACUGGACACCACCUUAUCUUGAGCUCCAGACAAGACAACACUGAAGAGCUUUGGCUGCUGCAUGCUAACAUCGACUGCAUUGAGAAGAGGUUUGUGGGGACACUGGGGACCAUCAUAGUGAAGUGCAAAGACCUGAGGGUGAUUCAGCUAGAUAUACCUGGCAUGGAGGAGUGCCUCAACAUUGCCAGUUCCAUCGAGGCUUUGUCCACUCUAGACUCUGUGUCACUGAUGUACCCGUUCUUCUACCGGCCGAUGUUUGAGGUCAUCGAGGAUGGGUGGAACUCUUUUCUUCCAGAAGACUCCUUCAAAGACCUGGAGUCUAUGACUGAUGAAUGGCGUCUCAGUGAUGUGAAUCAGGAUUACUGUGUGUGUGCUUCCUACCCCCCCCUGGUGGCCGUACCAAAAGAUGUGGAUGACGACACCCUGAGGAAAGCUGCCGCCUUCCGCCACGCUGGCCGCUUCCCGGUGCUCAGCUACUACCACAAGAAGAACGGCAUGGUGAUGAUGCGUUCGGGUCAGCCUUUGACGGGCACUAAUGGGCGUCGCUGUAAGGAGGACGAGAAGCUGAUCAAUGCCACGCUGCGGGCCGGGAAACGCGGCUACAUCAUUGACACGCGCACCAUCGCCGUAGCCCAGCAGGCCAAGGCACGAGGGGGGGGGUUCGAAUCGGAGGCCAACUACCCCCAAUGGAGGAGGAUACACAAGGCCAUAGAGAGGUCCAGUGUUCUCCAGGAGAGUCUGAUUAAGCUGGUAGAGGCUUGUAAUGACCAGAGUCACAACAUGGACCGGUGGCUCAGCAAACUGGAGGCUUCUAACUGGCAGACUCAUGUCAAGGAGAUUCUCACUACUGCCUGUCUGGCUGCUCAGUGCAUCGACAGAGAGGGAGCGUCAGUGCUGGUUCAUGGGACCGAGGGGACAGAUUCCACCUUGCAGGUCACGUCUUUAGCCCAGAUCAUCCUGGACCCGACCUGCAGAACCAUACGGGGGUUCCAGGCUCUGGUGGAGCGAGAAUGGCUGCAGGCCGGUCAUCCAUUUCAGCAGCGCUGUGUCCAGUCUGCCUAUGGUAAUGGUAGCAGUGUUAAGGUUCGUUGUGAAGCUCCGGUGUUCCUGCUCUUCCUGGACUGUGUCUGGCAGAUCCUACGCCAGUUCCCCUGCUCCUUCCAGUUCUCAGAACACUUCCUUGUUCUGCUCUUCGAACACGCAUACGCAUCGCAGUUCGGGACCUUCUUAGGCAACAGCGCUGCUGAGCGUGCUAAGCUGAAGCUGUCCCAGAAGACGGUGUCUCUGUGGUCCUGGGUGAACAGGCCCCAGGAGGCACAGCGUCUAUCCAACCCGCUCUACGAAGCCAACAGCCUGGUCAUCUGGCCCUCUGUGGCCCCUCAGAGUCUGCUUCUAUGGGAGGGUGUGUUUUUGCGUUGGAACCGCAGCUCCCGGUGUCUGGAUGAGGCCUAUGAGGAGAUGGUCCACAUCAUAGAGUAUAACAAGGAGCUGCAGAACAAAGUCAACAGCCUCAGAAGACAGCUGGCUGAACUGGAGACAGAUGACCCUCUGCAGCACACUGAAUAAGGGGAGAGCAGGAGGUGGAGGAGGUGAGGUGGGGGAAAAGAGAUGAGAGUACCUCCUGUCCAGCCUUAUUAACCCCACCAGCUUAAAUGUUUUAAACCAAUACAUACAUACACACACAGUGUAUAUACACACACACACACACAGUGUAUAUACACACCGAGACACCGUCCUGUUGACACGCAUGACCUGAAACUGGAUGCAGGGGCAUUCUGAAUGAGCUACUAUAUCUGGAUGGGUAGUAGUAGUAGUAGUAGUAGUAGUAGUAGUAGUGUAGUCCUAUAUCUGGAUGUGUAGUAGUACUGUAGUGUUACUAUAUCUGGAUGUGUAGUAGUACUGUAGUGUUACUAUAUCUGGAUGUGUAGUAGUAGUGUAGUGCUACUAUAUCUGGAUGUGUAGUAGUAGUGUAGUGCUACUAUAUCUGGAUGUGUAGUAGUAGUGUAGUGCUACUAUAUCUGAAUGGGUAGUAGUAGUGUAGUGCUACUAUAUCUGGAUGGGUAGUAGUAGUGUGGUGCUACUAUAUCUGAAUGGGUAGUAGUAGUAGUAGUGUGGUGCUACUAUAUCUGAAUGGGUAGUAGUAGUAGUAGUAGUGUAGUGCUACUAUGUCUGAAUGUGUAGUAGUAGUGUAGUGCUACUAUAUCUGGAUGGGUAGUAGUAGUGUAGUGCUACUAUAUCUGGAUGGGUAGUAGUAGUGUAGUGCUACUAUAUCUGGAUGGGUAGUAGUAGUGUAGUGCUACUAUAUCUGGAUGGGUAGUAGUAGUGUAGUGCUUUAUCUGGUUGGGUAUUAGUACUGUAGUGCUACUCUGAAUAACCAUUUCAAUACAUGCUAGCAGCCUCAUUUUGAAUACCAUUGACUGAACUACCACACACACACACACACACGCGCAUGCAUACAGCAUGUCUGAAUUACACACUGACCAACUUACUGUUUUUUUUGUUACAUUCCAAAAAUACAGGACGCUUGAACAACACAUAUGACAUGAUAUUACUCAGAAAUGUUGUCAAAUUGAGGGGUAAAAAAUAUUCUAACUAUUUAACCCACCCAGUUAAAACAUUUCAGCAGUUGUUUUCAAUAUAUUUUACUUGACGCAAGAAAUGUCAAUAGUACAUUGUGGGGUUACUGUCAAACCUGGGAAAAUGUAGUUACAGUUUUCUUGUUAGUUACUGUCAUUGCUGAACCGCUUUAAAGUAGCACAUUUCACACAUAUUAUUAUACUGGCUUUCUACAGUAUAUUGAAACCCUAAUCACAGCAUUUUUAAACCCUAACUACAGUAUAUUUAAACCUGCUUGUUGUAUAACACUAUUAUCUGCACUGACCAGUUGUCUUCAUGAGCACUGGAUGGGUUCAGGAUUGGAGUCAGUUCCAUUUCAUUUCCAGUCAACUCAGAAAGUACCCCAAACUCAAUUCCUCUCAGAAAGUAGCCUGAACUCAAUUCCUCUCAGAAAGUACCCCAAACUCAAUUCCUCUCAGAAACGCCAUAACUGGGAAGUGAUAAACCUUCUCUGGCCCUUAAGUCAGUGUCCAUCCAAAUCUCCUGUCAUUGUAGUUUUUUCAUUUCCUGAUUCUACAUGUUGGGAUCUCUGUUGUUUGACAACACUGUUAGUGAACCAGAGCUGUCUGAAAACUUGGUAGAUAUUCAAGCACCUGAGAAAAAACGUCUCUAAUGCCCCCCCUGUAGUUCACAGCAGAUCUUGGACUAAAGUGGUGUACUAUAUAGGGAAUAGGGUGGUAAAAUAGUGUACUAUAUAAGGAACAGUCUGACCUUUGGGACUCAUAUUGUCAACUGUCACAUUGUCUUAAACAGGAUAUUUUACUCAAAAACAAUGCAUCAUUGUCACUGAGCAUUUUAAUUGCAAAGGGGAAAAUCUUGAAAAUGUGGCUUGAGUUUGUUAUUAGUGGAAUAAUGAACAAAAUACUAAAACAUUGUUUUCAGAGUAAAAAGAAAAAGCAUCCCUUUUCUGAAUGUUGCGGCGACAGUUAUCUUGUGCCAGUGUGCUUUCGGCCAAGUCAUACCGUGGCUACAUAUCAACGGGGGAUAUGGAGUCGGGUUGGGUUGCCAACUCACUACAAUGUUGGCCUGUGAAAUUUGCUCUGUCGUAGGGGAUUAGCUCUUCCUUUUAUAAACUGGCUGGAGAGACAGAGGUCUGGCUGGAGGUUGAAUGGGCUUCUGAAAAGGCUCCCUGUGUUCGCUGUCUGCAUAUAUUACAACCUGGGACGUUGUUGUUGGUUUGCUCUAUGUAACCGCGAGGAACUGGCCAUGUAAGUAGUCAUUUGCAUGUAGCUUUUAGAUGGCUGAAGCCAUGUGAGGCUGUGCCAGUUAUCGUUAUACAGCCACUCCCUUUCUAAUAAUUUUUGGUUUUCACUCUGUGAUCUUUUGACCUAUGAAAUUAGUUUUGAAAAAGGUCUGACAUGAAAAUAUUUCAUGUAAUUUUCCAACAGAGUAAUUAGUUAAACAAAAAAAGAGUGCCUGUGUUAACUCAGCCAUAAUACAGUACAUGUCAAGGUGUUUGCUAUGUAUAUUUUCACAUGGAUAAUUAUUGGGCUGAUAAUAUAUUGAUGAAAUACUAUUAUACUAUAUUCUAUAUAGUAUAUAGAUGAGAUACAAGCUGUUUUGCUUUUUUUAAAUUCUUGUCACUUUCUGAUUUACAUUCUGAUCAGUGCAAUGCCUUAUGAGAAAAUAACAUUAUGUAUUGUAUAUUCUAUGUGAAUGUUUUUUUUAUUGUUUUUCAUUUAAAAUAUUUUUUUCUGAUGAACUGUGCAGGUGAUAAAUUAAAUAGUUACCUUUUCUUUUUAGUAUCUUUGGGCAUUAAAAUAUGAUUCUGAAUAUGAAAAUGAAAAUGGCUGUAGCCUUUGUUCCCUUACAGUGCCAUUCAUUAACUGGACAUCCUGUAGUCACAUUACAUUAUUUCUGAAAGCCACAUCAUUCUGUCACCAAAUGACAUCAUUUCCAAACGCUGAUGAAUUUGCGACUGUUUCACGUUGGACAGACAUACAGUAAAUUACUGGUGGUGGAAGAAAUGGGGAGUACACCUCCAUUAACACACACAAAAGAAAUACUUUAACACACCUAAACAAAAAAAGAACACAUCCCUACACAGCAUUUCAACACAAACGGACACAAUAGCACUCAAAUGUACUGAAAGCCGAUCUGCACUGAAGGCACACAUGAAUGCGAUUGGAUUACUCAGUGUGGGGGUGUGGUUUACAUUUUAAACAGGAACAUUUUUCAGAGAGGAUCAGUGACAUGUCUGUUUCUUAGGAGAACCAUGUCUUCAGUACAAACGUUUAUGCCAUGUAGAAAACAUUAAAUCAAACGUACCCCAGAAGUUAGAAAAACAUGCUUUGAGAAACAUUUCAUGUUUGACUGUCUGCAAAACAUUGGUCAAACAAACUUAAAUCCUAGUAAAUGUGGGCAGAUUGUUCACAUGACCAGAAGGGGCGGGCCCUCCCAGUAGGCAAGAUUAGGCCGCAGGCUAUAGCGGUACUUGAAUUUGAGGCAGCAGUUUAACAAUUGGCUGCCGCCUUCCUGCCUGACAAUUGGCUGCCUCCCCCAGCCUGACAAUUGGCUGCCUCCCCCAGCCUGACAAUAGGCCUGCCGUCUUUCCUAAGGGGGCAGAACGUCCAGGGGCCGGCCCUGCCAGGAGACAUUUCCACUCUGUUACUGUAGGAACGUAAUGUAUUUUCAGUGUACAUCCUCAAAAUCAUCAAAUGUCAAUGAUUCACGUAUUUUAAAAAUGUUUUAAUGUAACCAAUCCCAGUUUUCAGAACAGCACAUCUUUCCCUCCCCCUUUGUCCUAAUAAGGGUGAAUAACGGUACAUCUUUCCCUCCCCCAUUGUCCUAAUAAGGAUGAAUAACAGCAUUUAUUUCCCUCCCCCUUUGUCCUAAUAAGGAUAAUAUGCAUAAUAUGGUUGAAAGGACAGUGUAAAAUGUCUCAAAAUAAAAACACCAUUAAACAGCAAUGGGUAAAUGUCCAAAACAUUUGACUGGUACUGUAUACAGAUCAUUAGUUUUCAUUCCCCCAAAUGGAGGCCCUAGAAUUUAGAGUAUACAAUGCAACGGUCCUAUUCUGCUUUCUGAUUGCUCAGAUUACAGGAAUAAAGCUGUAAUAUGUUCUCUGGU